Molecule: messenger RNA, 543 nt
Organism: Juglans microcarpa x Juglans regia
Lineage: Eukaryota; Viridiplantae; Streptophyta; Magnoliopsida; Fagales; Juglandaceae
Exons: 3
Coding region: 1-543 (180 amino acids)
Source: RefSeq, a predicted model, not a curated record
AUGUCGAUGGGAGAGGAAGCUUCGACGGCACGUUGGCAAGUGGCGACGACAUUGAAGGGAAUAACAACGACGAUGAGAGAAGUGAGGGUGAAGGGUGACAUCGACGACGACACAGGGAGAAGGGGAGGAUGGGAGAGUCAAACAAUCAUGUCUAGGCAAAACAUGCCACGCCCGCAAUCCUCAAACCGCCGCCAACCGCUCCUACCGACCCAAGCGUCAUCAGGGAAGUCCCGGCUAGCUGAGGUCCCGGCGGGGCUUUGCCGCCGCGCACUGAAGAGGAAGCGGACUCGGCAGCUGGUCAAGAAGGGCCUGCUUCCGCCUCGGCGCCACCGGUACUCGUGCGGGUAUGAUGAGACCGGGAUACAGAUUCACCAGGUGGUGGCGGUUGACGGCUUGUCGCCGGAGCUAAAGUCGAAGCAGAUGGAGGAGUCGGAGAAGGAGGUGAUGAAGCUGGAGAAGGAAAUGUGGGAGAGGUUUUACGGUACUGGGUUUUGGAGAAGUCCUUCCCAGAGGGAGUCACCCCAAACGGUAAAACAGCUAUAG